AUGUUACCACAAUCCACAGAACGUGCCGUCACCGUCUCAGGUACGGCAGAUGCAAUCAAUCUGUGUAUUGGACAAGUCUGCCAAAUAUUGCUAGAGGCUCCGCCCAAAGGUGCCACACUACCGUAUCGGCCAAAACCGACGUUCAACUCGCUGUUGGUAGCCAGUUCAGCUGCAGCCGCUGCUGCAGCUCAACAGCAACAGUUGGCCGCAUUGUUGCAACCAAAUUUGUUGCAACAAGCACAACUCGCACAACUUUUCCCUCCUGAGCUGGCGCGUGGUGUUCCAGCGUCGGCGCAAUAUGGGCCGGCUUCCGCCUUCCUUCCCGCUCCUACCCUCAAUCCCCAA
Molecule: messenger RNA, 345 nt
Organism: Strongylus vulgaris
Lineage: Eukaryota; Metazoa; Nematoda; Chromadorea; Rhabditida; Strongylidae
Source: the annotation of a GenBank genome assembly